AUGCAGCGGUUGGCGCACCUGGCCCUCGUCGGAGAAGUCAGACCACGAUGUAGUGACGAGCCGCAGGGCGCGCGCUGCUGGUCACCGGACACCGAGGUGCGCGCACCUGCCCCGGGGGCGCCGACCUCACGGGCCCACCUCACGGGCCCACCUCAGGGGCCCGCCUCACGGGCCCACCUCAUGGGCCGACCUCACGGGCCCACCUCACGGGCCGACCUCAAGGGGCCACCUCACGGGCCCACCUCACAGGCCCACCUCACGGGCCCACCUCACGCGCCCACCUCACGGGCCGACCUCACGGGCCCACCUCACGGGCCCACCUCACGCGCCCACCUCACGCGCCCACCUCACGGGCCGACCUCACGGGCCCACCUCACGGGCCGACCUCACGGGCCCACCUCACGGACCGACCUCACGGGACCACCUCACGGGCCGACCUCACGCGCCCACCUCACGGGCCGACCUCACGGGCCCACCUCACGGGCCGACCUCACGGGACCACCUAACGGGCCCACCUCACGCGCCCACCUCACGGGCCGACCUCACGGGCCCACCUCACGGGCCCACCUCACGCGCCCACCUCACGGGCCCACCUCACGGGCCCACCUCACGGGCCGACCUCACGGGCCCACCUCACGGGCCGACCUCACGGGCCCACCUCACGGGACGACCUCACGGGACCACCUCACGGGCCCACCUCACGGACCCACCUCACGGGCCCACCUCACGGGCCCACCUCACGGGCCGACCUCACGGGUCCACCUCACGGGCCCACCUCACGGGCCCACCUCACGGGCCCACCUCACGGGCUCACCUCACGGGCCCAUCUCACGGGCCCACCUCACGGGCCCACCUCACAGGCCCACCUCACGAGCCCACCUCACGGGCCCACCUCACGGGCCCAUCUCACGGGCCCACCUCACGGGCCCACCUCACGGGCCCACCUCACGAGCCCACCUCACGGGCCCACCUCACGGGCCGACCUCACGGGCCCACCUCACGAACCGACCUCACGGGCCCACCUCACGGGCCCACCUCACGGGACCACCUCACGGACCCACCUCACGGGCCCACCUCACGGGCCGACUUCACGGGCUAAUUUUCCCGGUCGAUAUGAAUUGUGGAAAUGAAGAAGUCUCGGGAGAGACCGACUGGAUAACCUCGAGCAGCUCACGCCGGGAGCUGCGAAGGUCCGGUCCGGCGCGGGACGGGAGAGUCCGGCACGCGGGCGCCCCUCCCCCGCGCCGCAAGGUCGCUGGUUCGUGUCCGGGCUACAGGGCCGUACCUCAGGCCCGCCUGUCCGCGCAGUGGGCCCGGCCUCGCCGCUUCGCAGACACCGGCCUCCUCCCCAGGUAA
Molecule: messenger RNA, 1356 nt
Organism: Bacillus rossius redtenbacheri
Lineage: Eukaryota; Metazoa; Arthropoda; Insecta; Phasmatodea; Bacillidae
Product: microtubule-actin cross-linking factor 1, isoforms 6/7-like
Exons: 3
Coding region: 1-1356 (451 amino acids)
Source: RefSeq, a predicted model, not a curated record